This is a messenger RNA of Panthera uncia (snow leopard), 4221 nucleotides long. RefSeq names its product MYB proto-oncogene, transcription factor (gene MYB). Gene Ontology annotation, molecular function: DNA-binding transcription factor activity, RNA polymerase II-specific; RNA polymerase II cis-regulatory region sequence-specific DNA binding. Lineage: Eukaryota; Metazoa; Chordata; Mammalia; Carnivora; Felidae. The coding region runs from base 201 to 2486 and encodes 761 amino acids. Gene Ontology annotation, cellular component: nucleus. The transcript is spliced from 16 exons. The record is from RefSeq and is a predicted model, not a curated record. Gene Ontology annotation, biological process: regulation of DNA-templated transcription.
GUUUCCUCCUCCUCCUUCUCCUCCUCCUCCUCCGCGACCUCCUCCUCCUCCUCCUCCUCUCUCUCCUGAGAAACUUCGCCCCGGCGGUGCGGAACGCCGCUGCGCAGCCGGGGAGGGACGCAGGCAGGCGGCGGGCAGCGGGAGGCGGCAGCCCCGUGCGGUUCCCGCGGCUCCCAGCUGCGCCCCGCGCCCGCCGCGCCAUGGCUCGGAGACCCCGACACAGCAUAUACAGCAGUGACGAGGAUGACGAAGACAUUGAGAUGUGUGAUCAUGACUAUGAUGGACUGCUUCCCAAGUCUGGAAAGCGUCACUUGGGGAAAACUAGGUGGACCAGGGAAGAGGAUGAAAAACUGAAGAAGCUGGUGGAACAGAAUGGAACGGAUGACUGGAAAGUUAUUGCCAAUUAUCUCCCGAAUCGAACAGAUGUGCAGUGCCAGCACCGAUGGCAGAAAGUACUAAACCCUGAGCUCAUCAAGGGGCCUUGGACCAAAGAAGAAGAUCAGAGAGUGAUAGAGCUUGUACAGAAAUACGGUCCGAAACGUUGGUCUGUUAUUGCCAAGCACUUAAAAGGGAGAAUUGGAAAACAAUGUAGGGAGAGGUGGCAUAACCAUUUGAAUCCAGAAGUUAAGAAAACCUCCUGGACAGAAGAGGAAGACAGAAUUAUUUACCAGGCACACAAGAGACUGGGGAACAGAUGGGCAGAAAUCGCAAAGCUACUGCCUGGACGAACUGAUAAUGCUAUCAAGAACCACUGGAAUUCUACAAUGCGUCGGAAGGUCGAGCAGGAAGGUUAUCUGCAAGAGUCUUCUAAAGCCAGCCCGCCAACAGUGGCCACAAGUUUUCAGAAGAACAGUCAUUUGAUGGGUUUUGCUCAUGCCCCACCUUCAGCUCAUCUCCCUCCAGCUGGCCAGACUUCAGUUAACAAUGAUUAUUCCUAUUACCACAUUUCUGAAGCGCAAAACGUCUCCAGUCAUGUCCCAUAUCCUGUAGCGUUACAUGUAAAUAUAGUCAAUGUCCCUCAGCCAGCUGCUGCAGCCAUUCAGAGACACUAUAAUGAUGAAGACCCUGAGAAAGAAAAGCGAAUAAAAGAAUUAGAAUUGCUCCUAAUGUCGACUGAGAAUGAGCUCAAAGGACAGCAGGCGCUACCAACACAGAACCACACAUGCAGCUACCCCGGGUGGCACAGCACCACCAUCGCUGACCACACCAGACCUCAUGGAGACAGUGCACCUGUUUCCUGUUUGGAAGAACACCACUCCACUCCCUCUCUGCCUGUGGAUCCUGGCUCCCUACCUGAAGAAAGUGCCUCUCCAGCAAGGUGCAUGAUCGUCCACCAAGGCACCAUUCUGGAUAAUGUUAAGAACCUCUUAGAAUUUGCAGAAACACUUCAAUUUAUAGAUUCUGAUUCUUCAUCAUGGUGUGAUCUCAGCAGUUUUGAAUUCUUUGAAGAAGCAGAGUUUUCACCUAGCCAACAUCAUGCAGGCAGAGCCCUAAAGCUUCAGCAAAGAGAGGGCAGUCUGAAUAGACCUGCAGGAGAGCCUAGCACAAGGGUGAACGCUCUCAAGUUGAGUGAGGGUUCACUUGACCCGCUCAAGCCCUUACCUCCUUCGAGGCACGGCACAGUUCCACUGGUCAUCCUUCGAAAAAAGCGCGGCCAGGCAAGCCCCUUAGCCACUGGAGGCUCUAGCUCCUUCCUAUUUGCUGGCGUCAGCAGCUCAACUCCCAAGCGUUCCCCUGUCAAAAGCCUACCCUUCUCCCCUUCACAGUUCUUAAACACUUCUGGUAACCAUGAAAACUUAGACUUGGAAAUGCCUUCUUUAACUUCUACCCCUCUCAAUGGUCACAAAUUGACUGUUACAACACCAUUUCAUAGAGACCAGACUGUGAAAACUCAAAAGGAAAAUACUAUUUUUAGAACUCCAGCUAUCAAAAGGUCAAUCCUAGAAAGCUCUCCAAGAACUCCUACACCGUUCAAACAUGCACUUGCAGCUCAAGAAAUUAAAUAUGGUCCUCUGAAGAUGCUACCUCAGACACCAUCUCAUCUAGUAGAAGACCUACAGGAUGUGAUCAAGCAGGAAUCUGAUGAAUCUGGAAUUGUUGCUGAGUUUCAAGAAAAUGGGCCACCUUUACUGAAGAAGAUCAAACAAGAGGUGGAAUCUCCAACGGAUAAAGCAGGAAACUUCUUCUGCUCCAACCACUGGGAAGGGGAGAGUCUGAACACUCAGCUGUUCACACAGGCAUCGCCUGUGGUGGAUGUGCCAAAUAUUCUUACAAGUUCCGUUUUAAUGACGCCAGUAUCAGAAGACGAAGACAAUGUUCUCAAAGCAUUUACAGUACCUAAAAACAGGUCCCUGGCGAGUCCCUUGCAGCCUUGUAGCGGUGCCUGGGAGACCGCAUCCUGUGGAAAGACAGAAGAUCAGAUGACGGCUUCUGGUCAAGCUCGUAAAUAUGUGAAUGCCUUCUCAACCCGGACUCUGGUCAUGUGAGACGUUUCCAGACAAGCAUUAUGGUUUUCAGAACACUUCAAAAGUUGACUUGGGAUGAUAUAUCAUUCCUUCACAUGAAACUUUUCAUGAAUGGGAGAAGAACCUAUUUUUGUUGUGGUACAACAGUUGAGAGCAGCACCAAGUGCAUUUAGGUGGAUGAAAUCUUAUGGGAUUUCACCCAACUAAAAGGAAUUUUUUAAAUAAAUAAAUAAAUAAAUAAAUAACAGUCUUACCUAAAUUAUUAGGUAAUGAAUUGUAGUCAGUUGUUAAUAUCUUAAUGCAGAUUUUUUUAAACAUAAAAUGAUUUAUCUGUAUUUUAGAGGAUCCCACAGACCAGUAUUUUUUUCCUGUGAUGGGGUUGUUGAAAUUUUUACACAAAAAAAAGGUACUCCAAUAUUUCACUUUUCUCAAUCACUAAACACAAUGCAUUACUAUAAAUGUUGACUUAAUACCAUGGGAUUAUUAAUCAAGAUUGUAAAUGCUCAUUUAUGGUUAAUAACAUUGGAGGUACAUUUAUUGUACUAAACCAUUUUAUGAGUUCUUGUUGUUGUUGUUGUCAGCUUGCUUUAAAAAUUAUUACUGUGUGAAAUAGUUUUAUAAAAAAUUAUAUUUUUAUUCAGUAAUUUAAUUUUGUAAAUGCCAAAUGAAAAAUGUGUUUUGCUGCUAUGGUCUUAGCCUGUAGACGUGCUGCUAGUAUCAGAGGGGCAGUAGAGCUUUGGACGGAAAGAAAAGAAACCUGGUGUUAGGUAAUUGACUAUGCACUAGUAUUUCAGACUUGUUAAUUUUUUUAUAUAUAUAUAUAUGUACUUUUUUUUCCCUUUUGUAAUACCUUGGAAAACUGGUUUGGGAGAUUUUGCAUUUGUUGAUGUCAUUGGUUUUUUUUUUUUUUUUUUUUGGUUUUUUGUUUUUUUUUUAUUUUUUAUUUUUUUGGUUAUUGUUGGUUUAGAAGAACUCGCAUUGCACUUCUUUACUUCUUUUUUGGGAGAUCUGUGUUGUUGAUGUUCUGUGUUUUGUUUUGAGUUCAGCCUAACUGUUCUUUAAUUCAGGGGUUAUGUGUUUGAUCAGCGUCCCCCAUGGUUUCCAAGUGUAAGGUCUCAGAACUGCCGCACAGAACCUGUGUUCGCAGCUGGGGUCGAGAGCCUGGGGUCUAUAGCCAGUUGCUGCCUUAAGAACAUUUGGUGCAAGAUGGCCGGCACUGAACUUUGAUAUGACAGUGUACUUACUGCCUUGUAGAGAAAUAAAGCUGUGCCCUUAUUUUACUUACUUCUGGCUUCUCUCUUGUGAUUGUGGACAGUUAUACUUUUAAGGAAAUGGAGUGAACCCGAAGCACUUUCUUAGGUUAAUAAUUUGUGCACCAUCUGAACCUCAUGUGAAGAAGCCAAGAAAGAAGAACAAGCAAACCAAGUUCAGUAGUUUAGAAAAUCAUCACGUGCAGAGUGACAGCUGGGAGGAGUCUUGCAGAAUGUAUUAGGGUUCCAGCAGCAUGUGCACUGGGAUAAUGAGGACUGAUACCACAGAUGUGGGUGGGGAUAGGACGACCACGGGGUUGGUGCAUGCACCUGGGUGGGUAGAGGCCUGAAGGACACUGUCACCUGGAGAGGGGCAGUCAUGGAAGGCAGGAGCCCUAGAGAAGAGUCAUGACCUUUGAAGACCUCACAGGGAGAGUCCCGAGGGCAAUGCUUGACUUUCCUUCCAUCCCUUCCAUCUCUGUCAAGGGUCCUCGUUCACAGAACCA